AUAAAAAAGUCCUCAUUGUCAUUGACAAUGUGAACCAGUUAAUCCAAUUGGAAACACUAGUUGGAGGACGUGAUUGGUUUGGUUGUGGAAGUAGAAUUCUCAUAACGACUAGAGAUGAACAUUUACUGGCUGCCCAUCACAUAGAAAGUGUAUACAAGGUUCAACCGUUACAACAUUCCAGUGCUUGUAUGCUUUUGAGUUUGAUUGUUUUCAGGAAUCUUUCACCUCCUUCAGAUUAUGAAGAGCUUUCAAAUAACGUAGUGGAUAACACCAAAGGACUUCCAUUAGCUAUUAAAGUUUUGGGUUCUUUUCUUCGAAGUAGGAGCUUGCUUGAAUGGAAAAGGGCAUUAAAAAAAAUGAAGGAAGUUUUCAGUGGAGAAAUCUUCAGUUUGCUGAAAAUUGAUGGUCUAGAUGAUUAUCAGAAGGAUAUUUUUCCUGACAUAGCAUGUUUCUUCAUGGGAGAGUGUAUAAGUUAUGUGAGAAAAUUUUGGAAGAGCUGUGAUCUCUACCCGGAUGGUGGAAUUGCUGUUCUUAUAGAUAAGUUGCUCAUCACUAUUAAGUAUGGCAAGCUGGAGAUGCAUGAUAUGAUUCAAGAAAUGGGAAGAGAAAUUGUUCGAAGGGAAUCUCCCAAAGAUCCAGGGGAGCGCGACAUGUUGUGGUUCUAUGAGUAUGUGCUUCAUGUGCUAACAGAAGGCACGGGAACUAAUAGAGUGGAAGCAAUGAUGCUCAAGUUGGCUGCUCCUGAAGAAGUACACUUCAGUGCUCAAGCCUUCACAAACAUGAAAAGGCCCAGAAUUUUCCAUAAACCAUUCAGGCCACAAGAAAAUUGUACGUCUAAUCCCGAGUAAAAGCAGCAUCCGCAUAUUGGGGAAGGAAUUCUAGCUUCGAGAGAUUCUAGCUCUCCCGCCAAACAUAACAUCUUUACUUCAAAAGGUUGUGAAUCGUGGGAAACAUGUGCGGGUUUAUCACACAUGUUGGGAUAUAAUCCAAAUGAAUCACCUUGACUCAGAUAAAUUGACUUCUCUGGCUGUCACAAGAUGAUCCAGGAUCAAUGCUCCUACAAUUGUAAUAUGUUGUCAAUUGAGGCCUCUCUCUCCCCCUCUGCUGCCCCUCCCUUCUCUUCGCACAUGUGUUUGUGUGCUUGUGUCAAGUGUAAAAUGGUGUGAAAUGUUCCGAAUGGUAGGGACUACUUGGUGAGACAUGGGUUGACAUUUUUUAUCCAAGAAGCAAGAUCCCAAAGUGGUUUGUCCAUCAAAGAGAUUUCCUAUAUCUUCCGAAUUAUACCGUGAUAUAGGCCAAGCCUUAUGGUUGUGUAGAUUGUUUUUUCUCUUUACAGUCCGACCGCAUAUGGCGUGGGGAUUGGACUCAUAAUCGUUGAAUGAUGGCAGUCAUUUCACGGUACUGUGUCAAGCAUCAGAGAGGACUCAAAGAAGCUGCAGGGUGUAUCUAGUGUACGCACAAGGUAAGCAACUAAAUGACACAAAGAUUGACAAAGCGUCUGUCCUCUGAAUUCGAACACGGACGCAAGUUCCCAUGUCUGAAGCCGCGAAACAAAGGAAAGAUUUUCAGGCCGUACAACAUGAUUUGAAAUUAGCUUUCUUGUAGUUUUAGUUAGGCGGUUAUGUUAAAACCCUUUUGAAUAGCUUUGAUUGCGUGUCUCC
Molecule: messenger RNA, 1661 nt
Organism: Eucalyptus grandis
Lineage: Eukaryota; Viridiplantae; Streptophyta; Magnoliopsida; Myrtales; Myrtaceae
Product: TMV resistance protein N-like
Exons: 4
Coding region: 189-848 (219 amino acids)
Biological process (GO): defense response
Molecular function (GO): ADP binding
Source: RefSeq, a predicted model, not a curated record